Messenger RNA from Maniola jurtina (meadow brown), 2983 nucleotides. Its product is annotated as alpha-(1,3)-fucosyltransferase C-like. Gene Ontology annotation, cellular component: membrane. The transcript has 3 exons. The record is from RefSeq and is a predicted model, not a curated record. Bases 649 to 1917 code for a protein of 422 amino acids. Gene Ontology annotation, molecular function: alpha-(1->3)-fucosyltransferase activity. NCBI's taxonomy places the organism in Eukaryota, Metazoa, Arthropoda, Insecta, Lepidoptera, Nymphalidae.
CUGACCAAUCCACGCGGGCGAAGCUGCGGGCAUCAUCUAGUUAAUAAUAUUCUGGGUAGUGGAUAAGUCAGUGGCCAAAAAGGUCCCAAAUUGUGCGCGCCCUAAUUUCCCGACGAACUUAACACAAACAGAGGUGAUUCACCCCAGAUGUUCCAAUGACCUUGAGCACGUCAGUUGUCGGGCGUGCGCCAUGGCGGCCCCCGCUCCAGUCGACAGGAGGGGAUAUCAAGCUUCCAUAAGAAAACAAACCACAAACUAGCGUCUAACUGGCGAACGCGUGUGUUAACAUUAACGUUUUCAUCGAGAAAAUACAAAAAUUAACACGUUUUCUUGUAAACAAACCGAAUUUUCCAUUUCCGGAGUGCGGGAAUGACGAAACUCGAAGGUUUUCACUUUUGUACGCAUGCGUACAUUAACAUUGACAGUUUAACGUGUUUUCCAAUAGUGUGCGAUUCAAUUCGGUCGGGUUAUAUCUAUUGCAAAGGAUUGUGAACCGUAUGUGCGUUGGAGAAGAGUGAAAAUUACAUUUUGAGCUUCGAUGGACGAUGUUUGGAAAAUAAAGGUGGGAUGAACUUCGUUCGAAUAGCUUGCUCAAAUGAUCAAUGCACUUCAUAUGUGUCUGAGUAGUCCGACCAUGUGGCGACAACGAUGCCUCGAUGCAUUCAGAUGCGUAGACGCAUCGAAUCCUAUUUGAGACAGAUGCAAUCGAUUCGAUUUCUCCUCCUCAUCACGUGUAUCAGCCUUACGCUCUCCGUUAUUUGGAUCCAGUUAGUAGACAGCCAAAAGCCAACUUUCGUCAACGAAAGCUUGAUACACGAAGUUAUAAAAAAUGUCGCUCGUGAUUACAGAUAUGCAGAAGUAUACAGAAGGACAGAUAAGUUACCAAGCAAUAUCAAAUACAUCCUGCUCUGGACUGAGUAUGAUUUCGCACCGUUCUAUUACUUUGGACAAGGCCAGAAAGCAUUCAUCGACAAUAAUUGCUCGGUGAUAAAUUGCUAUGUUACCACUGAUAGAGAUUAUUUCAAUGGAGACGUAUCAAAGUUCGAUUUCAUAUUUUUCAAUGGACGAAAUAUAAAUCCGUUGACCAAAGCAGAUCUUCCGCAGAAUCGCUCAUCGCAUCAAAAGUAUAUUUAUUUCAACAUGGAGUCAGCUGAAAAUAUACCCGUUUGCAGCGACAUAUACGAUAAUUUCUUUAACGUAACAGCUACUUAUAGACUCGAUUCUGAUAUACCCAUUCCGUAUAUUCAAAUCAGAGACGUUUACGGUGAAGUUAUAGGCCCUAGAAUUGAAAUGGACUGGAUUGAAGGUGGUGCUGUAGUCGAUGAAAAUUUAGCGAUAAGACUGAAGAAUAAAACCAAAGCGGUGGCUUGGUUUGUUUCGAAUUGUAAAAGUAGAAAUAACCGUCAGGAAUACGUGAAGAAAUUACAGCAAGCUUUGGUUCCGUACAAUUUAAAUGUAGAUAUAUACGGUAAAUGUGGACCGUUAACGUGUCCAAGAAGUCAGGAAAACUGUAGUACAAUUUUAGACAGAGAUUAUUUCUUUUAUCUCUCGUUCGAGAAUUCUUUUUCGGACGAUUAUGUAACGGAGAAGCUUAUAACAGCAUUGCAACAUGAUGUCGUGCCGAUAGUUUUUGGUGGUGCUGAUUAUUCUAGGUUUCUUCCACCAGGAUCGUAUCUCAACGCACGAGACACCACGCCCACCGAGUUGGCAGCGACCAUUGCCCACCUCAUGAACUCCUACACGAAGUAUAGCAGAUUCUUCGGGUGGAAGCAGUACUACUCUUUUCACGAUCCGUCCAAUAAUGACAAUGUGUGUUCAGUGUGUAAGGCCCUUAACGAAGAGUCGAUGGAAAAACCAAAGUACUACAAACAGUUCCGAAGCUGGUGGUUACCGAACUUUGGUGAACGGUGUAGAUGAUAUUAUCCGAAACGCUGCUAUAGCUGUAAUGAAAUUAGUUUGUUAAGCGUCGAUUUGCAAAUUGAAAAGCUAACUCCUCGGGGAUAGGGUUCAAAGUUGGUCUUCAAAAUUAAUGGUUUUUAUAGAAUUGUUCCGAGUCUGGUUAUGGACAUGCUAGGUCUGGGCACAUGAAUAGAUAGUGGUGUGGUCUGGGUCCAUAUUUGUAUUACUUUAUGUUUUAUUCGUAACUAUUGUACAUAUAUUAGAUAUAGCUAAGGCGUGAUCGUUAGCUUCUCGUCUGUUAAAGUUUAUCCAAUGAUCGAAAAAUCAACGCUUAGGGCCUGUUCACAACAGCCUGAUAAACUUUAUCUAACGGACAAUUAGAUAUUUUGACAGAUUUCUAAUUCAAAAACUGUCAUAACGUCUUUAUCUAUACUAUGUAAUAAUUAUAAAGAGGUAAAGUUUGUUUGUAGUAAGUAAUCUCUGGAACUACUGAACCGAUUUUGAAAAUUCGGACUAUAUUUUUUUUCCAAAAAAUUAGAGAUCUCUGCGAAAAUUAUAAUAAGCUACUCGUGCGAAGCUGGAGCGGGUCGCUAGUCGUUAGAUAAAGUUUAUCCAUUGUGUACUGGCACUACAGAAAGUCACCAAACAAGAAAAUAAAAAGAAAGUUUAUCUGGAGGUUGUGAAACAGGCCCUUAAAGUAAGUACUUAAUAGAGCAGGAUCCAGUACAGUCAGACCUUUGUAACGAUUAACAUUAUUGACACAGUUAUUGAUUGGUUGUAAGUAUAGAUUAUUACUGAGUAACCACGCACUGCAAAAUGGCCCCACGCGAUUCAUUCCGUAGAAUUCUGUGACAUAGAAAUUGUAUACGUAUCUACCUAGAUUUCUUUAUUAUUCUUUAUAUUCAUACCUAUGUCACAGAAGAAUUUUGUGAGGAAAACGCGCGGUGAAAAUUCGCAGUGCAGGCUUAUCCUAACAUAAAUUUUAUACCUAUCUACUAAAAUUAAUUUACAGUAGUACUUAAUAGGACUUCGUCUGUGUUGGUGUUAGCUGGUGGGCGUGCUCUGCUUUUUUGGAGUGUUUUUU